GCUUUAGCUAUACUUUUUAUUUCACAUUAUUAUAUUUUAAAAUGAGUACCUUUGGAAAGCUUUUCCGUGUUACAACAUACGGUGAAUCCCACUGCAAGGGAGUUGGUGCUAUUGUUGAUGGUGUUCCUCCAGGUAUGGAGCUCACAGAGGCUGAUAUUCAGCCCCAGCUCUCCCGCAGACGACCUGGUCAAAGCAAACUUACCACACCUCGUGAUGAGAAAGAUAAGGUUACAAUUAUGUCUGGUACCGAAUUUGGUGUAUCUCUUGGCACACCCAUCGGUAUUCAGGUUCCCAAUCUCGAUCAGCGCCCUCACGAUUACAGCGAAACUGAUGUUUUCCCCCGCCCUUCCCAUGCCGAUUACACCUACCUGAAGAAGUACGGUCUCAAGGCAUCCUCAGGUGGUGGACGCGCUUCAGCACGCGAGACAAUUGGCCGUGUAGCUGCCGGUGCCAUUGCUGAAAAGUACCUUCGUCUCGCUCAUGGUGUUGAGAUUGUUGCCUUUACCUCCAGUGUUGGAAAAGUCAACAUGCCUUUUAUUAAUGAUCUCCACGAGAAUGACGAUGUCAAGCCAGAGUUUUAUGAGUUCUUGAACACAAUCAGCCGUGAGCAGGUUGAUCAGGACAUCACUCGUUGCCCUCACCCCAAGACAGCCGAGGACAUCAAGGAACUCAUCACUCGCAAAGCAGAAGAGCAUGAUUCGAUUGGUGGUACUGUCACUUGUGUGAUUCGCAACUGCCCAAUUGGCCUUGGCGAACCUUGCUUUGACAAGUUGGAGGCGUUGUUGGCACAUGCCAUGCUGUCUAUCCCUGCCACUAAAGGAUUCGAGUUUGGGUCUGGAUUCAGUGGAACUACCAUGUCCGGAUUCCAGCACAACGAUGCCUUUAUCACCAAGGCUGACGGCAGACUUGGAACAGCCACCAACCACUCUGGUGGUGUUCAGGGUGGUAUCUCCAACGGCGAGAACAUCUACUUUAGAGUUGCUUUUAAGCCUGCUGCCACCAUUUCCCGCGACCAACAGACCACCUCAUACGACGGUGUGUCUGGAACUCUUUCUACUCGUGGAAGACAUGAUCCCUCUGUGGUUCCUAGAGCUGUUCCUAUUGUCGAGGCUAUGGCUGCGCUUGUAAUUAUAGACGCUUGCCUCCAGCAAGAUGCACGUGAAGCAAGCAUGUCCCGUCUUCCUGCUAUCAACAUUCACCAUUCUCUCCAGGGAAAAGCCCCUAAGAAAUAAGCUUUUAUUUCAUCUUUGUUUGUAAUCCAAGAUCAAUUUCUCAUUAGACGCCAUUUUAUUCAUUCUUUUUGCAUAUAAAAAAGGAUAGUGCCUGUGUAUGAUAAUUUGCAAGAUCCCUUUUGAUGAAAUAUAAGGAGGUGUUGGAAGUGGGGAGGUUAGUUAGUUUGUAACAAUAGUAAUAAAAAGAAUAAUAGUAAUAAUAGUAAUAAUAAUAAUAAUAAAAGGCUUAGGAAAGGAAAGGUAAAGAAAACUGCAACUGUAACUGUUAAACUCAAGUAAUAAUAAUAAUAAUAAUAAUAAUAAUAAUAAUAA
Messenger RNA from Phycomyces blakesleeanus NRRL 1555(-), 1544 nucleotides. RefSeq lists its product as hypothetical. Gene Ontology annotation, molecular function: chorismate synthase activity; FMN binding. The transcript has 3 exons. Bases 42 to 1232 code for a protein of 396 amino acids. Gene Ontology annotation, cellular component: cytosol. The record is from RefSeq and is a predicted model, not a curated record. Lineage: Eukaryota; Fungi; Mucoromycota; Mucoromycetes; Mucorales; Phycomycetaceae. Gene Ontology annotation, biological process: aromatic amino acid biosynthetic process; chorismate biosynthetic process.